Mya arenaria is the source of this 1173-nucleotide messenger RNA. Its product is annotated as GTPase IMAP family member 7-like. The transcript has a single exon. The record is from RefSeq and is a predicted model, not a curated record. Bases 1 to 1173 code for a protein of 390 amino acids. Gene Ontology annotation, molecular function: GTP binding. Lineage: Eukaryota; Metazoa; Mollusca; Bivalvia; Myida; Myidae.
AUGGAGAAAACACUUAAAAUAGUCGUUUUAGGUUUAAGUGGAAAAGGAAAGAGUGCUACUGGCAAUACCAUACUUGAGAAACACAUUUUUGAAAGUAAAAUAACGCAGGAGGCAGUAACACAUAAAUGCUGCAUUGGAAAAUCAUCCAUCGUUCUUGAGGGAGAACGUUUUGAAGUUCAAGUGAUGGACACACCUGGUCUGUUUGACGGUGAAAAAAAACUUGGAGAUAUUGGGCUUGAACUCUUACGAGGGCUGGAAAUAUGUCCAAAUCCAGAUGCGUUUCUGAUUGUUUUGGAAAUCGGAAGAAUCACUGAUCUGGAUAUUUUGCAGUUUUCUACCCUCACUUGCAUUUUUGGAAACGAGAUUUUCGAUAAUUCCAUCAUCGUUUUUACUCAUGGCAAUAGUGUUAAUGAGUCAGAGUUCAAAGAUUUCUUACAAAGUUCUAAGAUCCAGGAGUAUACGGAGGCUUGCGGCAAUAGAGUGGCAAGAAUAGAAAACAGUAACCCAAUAGUGGGUAGAAAUGCUCAGCCAGUUUUGAGGUUAAUCAAAAACCUAAGCGGCGAACAGGGGCCUUUCGAGCUUCUGUACAAAGAUGCACACAUGUCAGCCCUUAAAAGCUUAGCAUCAACAUAUGACGAAAGCCAAACAGCUGCAAAAGAAGUCAAAAAGCUCUACGCAAUGAUGCUCAAAAAAAUAAAAGAAGAAGAGCGGAAACAAGCAGAGGAAGAAAUUAAGCGUGCAUUAGAUGAAGAGCGGAAAAAAGCCGCGGAAAAAAUGAAGCUUUCAUUAGAUGAAGAGCGGGAAAAGGCCGAGGAAAAAAUGAAGCGUGCAAUAGAUGAAGUGCUGGAAAAGGCCGAGGAAAAAAUGAAGCGUGCAUUAGAUGAAGAGCGGGAAAAGGCCGAGAAAGAAAAGAAGUGUGAAUUAGAUGAAGAGCGGAAAAAGGCCGAGGAAAAGAUGAAGCGUGCAAUAGAUGAAGUGCUGGAAAAGGCCGAGGAAAAAAUGAAGCGUGCAUUAGAUGAAGAGCGGAAAAAGACAGACGAAAAAAUAAGGCGUGUUUUAGAGGAGAAGAAUCAAGCCAGUUCAUCACUAAUAGUUGAUAUUGCCAAACGUGUUUUUACAGAAAUGGCUUCGGCGGGAAUAUCAAAAUGUCUUGAAAAUCUUGAAGUACAGUAA